AUGACAGGCACUGAUGAACCAAGCGCCAAGCGUCCGCGCCGUGAGACGGCCCCAGCCAUAACGUUCCCAUAUGAACUGGACACUUUUCAAAAGGAAAGUAUCGAUGCACUCGAGGAUGGCGAUAGUGUUCUUGUCUCCGCUCACACUUCUGCCGGUAAGACAACAGUGGCUCUCUAUGCAAUUGCCAAGGCAUUGCGAGAGAAAAAACGUGUUAUCUACACAUCACCUAUUAAGGCACUCAGCAAUCAGAAGUUCAGAGAGUUUUCUGAGAAGUUUGACUCUGUUGGUCUCAUGACAGGAGAUACCACUAUUAAGGCCGAUUCGGAUUGUCUUGUGAUGACAACAGAGAUUUUACGCAGUAUGUUGUAUAGAGGAACUGAGAUGCUCCGUGAAGUGGGUUGUGUGGUCUUUGAUGAGGUACAUUAUAUGCGAGAUAAAUCUCGUGGUGUGGUAUGGGAAGAGACCAUCAGUUUACUUCCUGAAGGAUGUCAAUAUGUAUUUCUCUCUGCUACUAUUCCAAAUGCACGUGAAUUUGCAGAUUGGGUAGAGAGUAUUCAUCCUGGCACCAAAGUUCAUGUUAUUCACACUGAUUACCGCCCUGUACCUUUACAACACUACCUUUAUCCAAGUGGAGCUGAUGGUAUUUUCCUCAUUGUGGAUGAGAAGAGUAAAUUUCGUGAGGAUAACUUUAGACGGGCGAUGGCCUCUAUGGGAGCCGUGACUGGAGGGACAUCGGAAGAAGGCUCAGGGAAUGCCGAUGCCGUAAAGAGUGGUGGUGGUGGUGGUGGACUCACACGUGGAAAACAAAAGUCAACGAAGAAGGGACCACAACCUAUUAUGGAAAUUAUUAAACUCGCGAUGGAUCAUAACAUGUAUCCUAUUAUUGUCUUUUCUUUUGCCAAGGCAGAAUGUGAGCGUAACGCUUUGGCACUUUCCAAACUUAAUUUUAACAAUACAGAAGAAGAUGCACUGGUUACAGAGGUCUUUAAUAACGCUAUGGAGUGCCUUGCUGAGGAAGACAGAAAACUUCCAGCAAUUGAACAUUUACUUCCACUGUUAAAACGUGGUGUGGGUAUUCACCAUUCAGGACUUUUACCUAUCCUAAAAGAAGUGGUAGAAAUUCUUUUUCAAGCUGGUCUUGUAAAAGUUCUUUUUUCAACUGAAACCUUUUCUAUGGGACUUAAUAUGCCAGCCAGAACUGUUGUUUUCACUUCCGUAAAAAAGUUUGAUGGUGAAACCAAUCGUUAUUUGACAGGUGGUGAAUAUAUUCAAAUGUCUGGCCGUGCUGGACGUCGUGGUUUGGAUCGUGUGGGUGUUGUGAUUGCAAUGGUGGAUGAGGCUGUAGAGCCAGAAACACUUAAACAACUCACUGGAGGAGGUGCAGAUGUACUUAACAGUAGUUUUCACCUUACCUAUAAUAUGGUACUUAAUCUUCUACGUGUGGAAGAUGUGGAUCCAGAGUUUAUGAUGCGACGCAGUUUUGCCCAGUUUCAACGAUUACGUAAUCGACCAGCACUUGAAAAGAGAGAAGAAGAAUUAAAAAAAGAAAUUGCAUCUAUUCAUGUGGAACAUGAGGAUGUAUUCCGCCAAUAUACACUUUGCCAAGAACUUCUCGCAAAGAGACGAAAGGAGCAAGAAAGUUUUUUAAAACAACCUGUUUUUCUUAAAAAGUUUACACACAGUGGUAGACUCCUUCGUAUUCGACGUGCCUCUGAUGGAGUAGAUUUUAAUUGGGGUAUUUGUCGAGCCUUUCACGCGAAAACAUCCGAUGCCAACUCUCAAGAUGCCUCUGCCUAUUCCGUCGAUGUCUCUGUUAUUUGCCGUAAAGCCGAUACCUCCCAACCCACAUCUCUCAUCCCUUGUCAUGUCACUACAUACACAACAAGUGAUGCCGAUCUCUACACAGUAACAUUUGAUUUUGCGGAUAUUGACAAAGUGGCUCGUUUUCGAGUAAAUCUUCCAGCAGAUCCCGAUACGGAGUCUGGACGGGCACAGAUGGUCCAAACACUGGCGAAACUUCACCGACAAUAUGGGGAUGAAGUUCCACUUCUUACAAGUGAAGAAAUGGGGGUAAAUGAUCCAAAGUAUUCAAAACUGGAAACACAGGUAGAAAGACUAGAGGCACAAUUAAAAGGGAAUGAAUUGGUUCAAAACCCUACAAAAGAAUUGGAAGAUGCCUUUGAAACUUUUAAAAAGCGGGAUGCAUUAGAGAAGGAGUUAAAUGAUGUUAGAGAAGAAUUAAGUCAAGUGACAAGGGCUAUUUUUUCGGAGGAACUAAAACAAAUGAUGCGUGUACUUCGACGAAUGGAUUAUAUUGAUAAGGAUAAUAUCAUUCUAAGGAAAGCACGUGUGGCAUGUGAAAUUACCACCACUGAUGAGAAUGAACUUCUUCUUACAGAGCUCCUUUUUAAAGGUGUAUUAAAUUCAAUGGAAACCGAAAUGAUUGUCGCACUUAUGUCUUGUUUGGUAAACCAACACCGUACACCAGAUAAUUUCUCAUUACCAGAAGAAUUCCAACAACCAUUGAAAGAAUUAAAUGAGAUUGUAAAUCGUAUAGCAACAGUAAGUCUUGAAAGCGGUAUCAAGCAAGAGGGUACAAGUGUUGAAAAGACAAUGCCUUCAUUAAUGGAAGUAACAUACUUGUGGGCAAAGGGGGCUAGCUUUGCAGACAUCAUGACAAAAACAGAUGCGUAUGAGGGAGAUAUUGUGCGAAUGAUGCGACGUCUGGAAGAGCAACUUCGGCAGAUGGCUGGAGCUGCACGUUCUCCUGCUAUUGGCAGUAUUGAGUUACAUGAUAAGUUCCUCAAGGGUAUUCAACUCAUUAAGAGAGACAUUGUCUUCGCAUCCUCGCUCUACUUGUAA
Molecule: messenger RNA, 2862 nt
Organism: Trypanosoma theileri
Lineage: Eukaryota; Euglenozoa; Kinetoplastea; Trypanosomatida; Trypanosomatidae
Product: putative RNA helicase
Exons: 1
Coding region: 1-2862 (953 amino acids)
Biological process (GO): maturation of 5.8S rRNA; RNA catabolic process
Cellular component (GO): nucleus
Molecular function (GO): RNA helicase activity; RNA binding; ATP binding
Source: RefSeq, a predicted model, not a curated record